Toxorhynchites rutilus septentrionalis is the source of this 1380-nucleotide messenger RNA. It is a transcript of the gene Las, whose product is annotated as lipoyl synthase, mitochondrial. NCBI's taxonomy places the organism in Eukaryota, Metazoa, Arthropoda, Insecta, Diptera, Culicidae. Bases 77 to 1222 code for a protein of 381 amino acids. Gene Ontology annotation, molecular function: 4 iron, 4 sulfur cluster binding; lipoate synthase activity. The transcript has 4 exons. Gene Ontology annotation, cellular component: mitochondrion. The record is from RefSeq and is a predicted model, not a curated record. Gene Ontology annotation, biological process: lipoate biosynthetic process.
UUUGUUUUCACGAGAGAGAAUUGUCAGAGCAAAUUUGUGUUACGCAUUGAUCAAGAAGUUAUAUCGGUGCUCAGCAAUGUCUCCAAUAACUACUAACAUCUUCAAAAAAUACCUUUUAUGUAAUCGAAACUGCUGUCUAAAGGUACCUACGCAAUGUAAACAUACGGCUGCUAAUCCUAUUCAGAAGAUCCGCGAGCGGUUAGAGAGUGGUCCCAGCUUCCAGGAUUUCGUACAGAAUCCCGACUACAACAAGGAAGACUGGAGUGCCUAUGAUGGCAAGUUGAAGCGAGAAAAAGGUGAAUCUGAACGCCUACGCUUGCCACCUUGGCUCAAGACAAAAAUACCCAUGGGGAAAAAUUACAACAACAUCAAAGAGCAGCUUCGGGAACUCAAUUUGGCCACAGUUUGCGAGGAAGCAAAGUGUCCCAACAUUGGUGAAUGCUGGGGUGGUGGCGAACAUGGCACCCAGACUGCUACUAUAAUGUUGAUGGGUGACACGUGUACGCGUGGAUGUCGUUUUUGCAGUGUGAAAACUGCUCGUAUUCCGCCGCCACUUGAUCCUGAUGAACCAACGAAAACAGCCACCGCAAUUGCAUCCUGGGGAUUGGACUACAUUGUGCUAACGUCAGUAGAUCGGGAUGAUCUUCCUGAUGGGGGAUCGAACCACAUUGCUGCCACUAUACGGGAAAUCAAAAACCAAAAUCCGCGUAUAUUUGUGGAAUGCCUUGCGCCGGAUUUCCGUGGCGAUUUGGAAUGUGUGAAAACUGUAGCCUUAUCGGGCCUCGACGUGUAUGCUCAUAAUAUUGAAACGGUUGAAACACUGACGCCUUUCGUGAGAGAUCGACGAGCUGAUUAUAGACAAAGUUUGGCAUGUCUUGAAAAUGUGAAAAAGAUCAAUCCAGCAAUGGUCACAAAAACAUCGAUUAUGCUGGGUCUUGGAGAGACAGAUGGCCAGAUUGAGCAGACAAUGAAGGAUCUCCGCUCCGUCGGCGUCGACUGUUUAACCCUCGGACAGUAUAUGCAGCCUACCAAACGACACCUCAAAGUUAUUGAAUACGUAACGCCCGAGAAGUUCAAACACUGGGAAGAGCGUGGCAACGAAUUAGGUUUUCUGUAUACUGCCAGCGGGCCACUUGUACGAAGCUCAUACAAGGCGGGCGAAUUUUUCAUAACGAGCAUUCUGAAGAACAGAGCUGCGGAAGUAGAACGGAAUAAGGAAUAGGUGGAUAAUUUGGGACUAAAUGAAGCAACUUAGAGAUUAUCACCAAGUGUAUUUGUUUUGCAGUUCUGGAAACAACGUUUAAUGUAUGAUAUGUAGAUCCUGAUUCCUAUUUCUUGUAAACACAAAAGUUGAGGCAGAAAAAUAUAUUUCGAAUCGGA